This is a messenger RNA of Schistosoma guineensis, 8145 nucleotides long. The record is from the annotation of a GenBank genome assembly. Lineage: Eukaryota; Metazoa; Platyhelminthes; Trematoda; Strigeidida; Schistosomatidae.
GUACAGUAGAACUGUCUUGACGUCCGUAUUAAAGGUUUUCACUUUGGUAUUGGUUGACAGUCGUUUUGAGUUCUGUAUGUUCUUCAACUGUAGAAAUGUUGUCCUUGCUUCGCCAAUCCUUUCCUUUACGUCUGCAUCAGAUCCUCCUUGUUCAUCAGUGAUGUUGUACAGGUACAUAAAAGUUAUCAUCUCCCAUAUGGUUUAGAUUUUUCCUAAUCUAAUUUUCUGUCUUCUGUUCUCUUAAUAAACUAUGAUCGGACACUAACAAUAGGUUUUGGUUUAUACUUUAAGACUAUUUAUGAUCACUUUUUCACGCACCUGUCAACAUACAUUAUUCGUUAUUUACAUUUCUCGCUUUGUAUUUUAACCAAAGUUCCCAUAUUUUAUCAACUAAAUGCGUACUUGUAAAGUAUUUCUUCAUCAUUACCACUUCACUACCCUUUUUCCCUCAACCAUUUGUCCUGUUUUUUUCUCUACAUUUGUUAACUAUAUUUUAUGUAUAAAAGUGUUUUGUAUCCUCAGCAGAUCAAUAAGGAGCAAAAUUGAAGUGUCGCUACGAAAUGGUAUUCCAUAGAAAUCGCAAUGCGUGUAUUUGCAGUGAUUAAUGAUUGCUGGUUAAAUUAUUGAAAACUUAUAGAGUUAGCGUUGUUUGCGAAACUUAUUUCAUACAUGUCUUCACAUACACUUCACUAAUACCAGGAAAUAUAUUAAAUUCGGUUUCGUAAGCAGACCGGUUGUGAAAUUGGCAUUUCUCACAUUGCUCUAGACUGUACACAUUGGCAGUGAGAGGCUUUGUUUUGAUGUAUGCUUUAAAUGGUUACGUCAGGUUUCCUACUAAUGGAUACUGUCGAAAAAAUGGGUAGUAACUUUAGAUAGUACCAACAGACAAAAAUCCACAACUAGUGCAUUGAAUUUCAAAGCUUUAGUUUUAUAUCACACUUCUUGUUCAGGUAUCACAUGAUUUAUUCCCAGUUUUUAGUUUCCACUACAAUCGAUCUUAUUACUUCACUUUAUUUGAUUUAAUCCUGCUAAUUUCUUUUCAUUAUAGUUAUAUGAAGUAUAAAUCCUUAGGUCGAUGCAUGUUUUGUCCAGGUCUUAGGUUUUUGAUGGAUAAAUAGUACUGAACAGAGUUUUACCGGCAGUGGUUACAAAAAUCAAUACAUUUUUCUCGGAAUUUCUAGUUUAUUUAUUUGAACACAUAAAUAUUGGUACAGGAGGGCACCAAAUAUAUAUGCGCCACACAAAACAAUGAGAAUUGCAGAGAAGGAAAAAAAGUAAAGAACGUAAAAAAAACGAUAACGAACAGAUUAGUGUAAGGUAGUGUAAUAAUAAUAAUGGGGGAAACAGAAACGUACACUCAGAAGAGAUCUUUCAGUUAAGGAAGAAGCAACCACUUUUUAUGAAGAAAUUAAAAGGUUACAGCAGGAUCGCCAAUGGCUUCUAUUCUGAGCCAUAUCUGAUAACGUCUCUACUCGAGAACGUUUAGAUAGAAUCGAAAAUCCACCAUAGGCGAGCUGCUGUAUAAGUCGCAUAAUAAGGAUAGACAGAGUAGGAAUAAAAGAGAGUGAAUAAAUGACGUAGUAAAUAAUAACAAUAGUAAUAAUAAUAAUAAUGUGAAUCGUUUGAUUGUUAAUUGAAGCAAGAAAAGUAUUUUCCAUAAUUAUCGACAGUUCAUUAUAUUUGUGUGUGGGCUGUGAUACUGCUCGGAUGCCCAGACCGAAGCAGGUGGUUAUCUUAGGGGGCCACACCCCGAGCCUUCGACCUGAAGGUCUGAUCCACAAGGCAGUGGAGCAUCGUAAGGAGAUGCAGUCCCAUGGUAGCCGGUGACCAACGAUUGGUUCAUACGCCAUUUGUUCCCUUGGGAUACUGGAGCCCAUGUGAACCAAUGGUUUGGAAUCCGGUUAAAGCGCCGGACAUUCGCUUUUCGUCUUCUCAUUUUCGUAAACAACACCCCCACCACGAGGUGAUGAGUAGGACUUCCCUGUCAGAGGCUGUAUACGCGUGGUCGUGAGAGUAUUUCAAGGGGGAGGGCGGGCCCACCCCACUCUCGGCCAUACCAGGGCAUUUGGGGGCAAUUUUGUAGUUUAACAACAAACACACUAUAGUCUGUUCAGAUCUUCUUUGUUUAUAUAAACACAUUUGUCUCCUGCUUGAGCACAGAUUUAUUCUGAAAUUUAACAUUAUCUUAAAUUAUCUUAUGGUGCUAUUAAUAAAGACUAUACUUUAAUUGGAUGCAGUUAUUAACUCCAUUGAAUGAAGUUCUCUGUUUUAGGAGGCUUGUGUUUGUGACAUUUCUCAUCGCAAUUGAAGUUAAACACUUUUAGACCGUUUUAAACAUGAAUAAUCAAUAUAAUUAUCAAGCCGAUGAUCGGAUUCGUCAGCAACAGGCUAAAGUUCAGGAGGUUGUUGGUAUAAUGAAAGACAAUGUGAAUCUCGUAUUGGAAAGGGAAACUCGUUUAGCAGAAAUCGACACUCGGGCUGAUGAAUUGCAAGUUCAAUCCAAACAGUUUCAGGCAGUUGCUGGUCGUGUACGAAGAAAAUACUUUUGGCAAAAUAUGAAGGUAAAUUGACAAGGAGAAAAAAAUAAUGUUUCGUUAACGAUAAGUUAAUGGUUUGUUGAAGCUUUUAAUUUUAUGCCAUUUUUAUAGGAUUUUCCAUACCUAAAUGUGUUAUUGGAUAAUAAGCAUUUUCUAUUUGUCUCGAAAAAAAGUAAUGGAUAUUUAGUUAUGUAUUGUCUAACAAAGGUGUUCUAGGCUACUGUGUUACUGUUGCCAGAAAAACAAAAAUGUAAAAGCAGAUAUGAUGGAUUGACUGGGUAAAUGGACACAAAGAAUUCGACUGGUAAGGUUAGCAAACUCUAUUCCAAACAAGUCGCAUAUUCGUCUUAAUGUUCAUAACAAGCUAUUAAUGUAAAAACGUUUUAUGUUCUCUGGUUAUCACAGAACCAAUUUUUAUAACGGUUCGUCUUUGCCUUAUGCACAGGUGGUUUCAUUAAAGGUUUGUAAAGGUGAUCACUUUUCGGAAAGUAACCAAUUCAGUUUUAACACCUCAAUAUUAUCUUAACCUUCACUUCAUGUAUAACAUUUGGAAAUAAGAAAUUUAAAUGAUUCGCCUUUCAAAUAUAUCCUUACGUACUUCAAUAAUUUUAUUUUAAACUCGAUUUCUGUUAUGAUCUUAUAUAUUUGCGCAAUUCUACAUGCACUUCUUUUAUGCUCCUUCUCAUCUUAAUUUCAGUCUUUAUCUCUGUAGCUUGUAUCUGUUGAAUUUCUGAUUCAUCUUAGAAGUUUACAAAUAGUUUCUUCUUGAAUGUAGUAUUUCAGUCGUGUAAUCGACGUCGUUAUUCUGUAAUCACAUGUUUCGUCGAAACUUUUCACUGAUUCUGAAAAUACCUAGGAGAUUUAUUGAUAUCAUGGAACCUCCAUAAGAAACGAAAUCAGGUAAACUGAUUAUACACAAUCACUUCACCUACAUUAUUUCAAAUCAUGAGUUAACUUCUGUAGGGCUAUUUACUCUGACCAUCCCUCCUCAACUUUUCAUCGAUAGCAUUGUGAAAACAGCUCUUAAUAAAGUAUGUAGUAAUGGUUUAAUUUUGUUAACAAAGUAUGUAGAUGACUGUUGAGUCGGCUUCCGCAGAACUUCAACGGAGCCUCCAGAGGCCCAAAAGGAGCCGAAGGAUCCUAGCCAAUCAGAGUACGAUGGAAUGUUCGAGAAUUCCAGCGUGGCGUGCUAUUAUUGGUCGGUAGCAUAAUAUGACGUUAACGGAUUGGCUGAAAAUAUGAUGUUGAUUUAACAGACGUCAACAUCUAUAAAUACCCUUGAUUUUCUGUACAAAAAUGAACCUUGGGAUAAAUAUUUUCUUUCAUACUUGUGUCUUCUCUUUGGAGUUCGAGUCGCUGUGUAGUUCUAGACUGUGGGUUACCGAAAUAGGAAUCUUAUAUGGCGUUUCAUCGACAAGACGUGUCAAUGACAACUUCUUUCUGUACAAUGUUGUGUAGCCUAUAUGAAUCACAUUUUAUUAGCUGGCAAUAAUCGUCUCUGAGUAUAAAUUAUACUCUAUUAUUUCAAAAUGCUUCUAAGUGGAAGGGAUGAACUGUGUCUGUUCUUAUACUCAAGAGUAAACUGUGAUAAAUAUUUGAACUGUUUUUGCAUUUGAGUUGUUGUACGGACAGGUGGUCUAGCAGAAGUUAUUGGUCUACGUUUAUGGAAAAAAUGAGCAACUCAUAUCAGUUUAAAUCUUCUUUGAUGUUGUUCCGAAGUCAGUUUGGUCAUAAAUCAUUGGGUGCAUAACACUGCGUUACAAGUAGUUUCGCCCUGUGACUAUGAAGCCUAUUCUCUCUGGACUGAGAAUGUUCAAGAAAAUAUGUUUCCAAUUAUCAGUUUUUUAAGUAAUAAUCUUAAUCAGCAACAAAACGUUCAGCAAUACUGAAGUUCGCCAGCGAGUUUUCGUCAAAAAAUAAUUAUCACUAUUCUGUCGGCGAUAUCAUCAUGAAUUCAUUUGAUUCAUGACGUUUCAUUGGCUUAAAUAUCAAACACAUACCCUAGUACGACCGAAUUUGGGGAGAGUCCGCUCCCCCCCUCGAAAUGCUUUCACAUGGCCACGCGCAUAAAAGCUCUGCCAGAAUAGUCCUACUCACUUCCUUCUCAUGGCGGGUGUGUUGUUUACGCAAUUGAGAGAACGAGAAGUGAAUGUCCGGCGCUUUAAUUGGAAUCGUGGAUACAAAGGAUCCACCUAGAGAACUUAUAAAACCUUGAUUCCAAACCAGUUGUGUACAUGGGCUUCAGGAUCCUAAGAGAACAAAUGGCGUAUGAACCAAUCGCUGGUCACCGGUAACCAUGGGACUGCCUCUUCCGACAUUGCUUCACGGCCUUGUGGAUCAGACCCAUAGAUCGAAGGCUCGGGGUGUGGCCCCCUAAGAAAACCUCGUGCUGCGGUUUAGGCACCCUGGCAGUAUCAUAGCCUAAAUACAAGUCAAUUGACUUGUGUGGCGCAUAUGUCUUCUGUUCCCCUUUGUACCAAUAUUUAUUUGUUCGAAUAAAUAAAUUAGUCUGGUGAUUCUGAGAAUGGAGUGAAGGCACGAGUAUAUAGCUAGUCUUUCAAUACAGCAUCGUAGAAUGAAGGUGGGUGUAUUUUUUUUAAUAUCUGUUAUUUUAUCGUGAUUUAUUAGUUAGAGUUAUGGAGAUCAUGCUACUCAGUCGUUUGAGUUAUUAUCAAAUACAACUGAAAAUCAUCUGUGGUUAUCAUAUUAAAGUUGCUUUUGUGUUUAAAACAAAGUGGACGGACUUCUUUUGUAGGGAAAGAAACCAAUCUCAAUUACUUACGCACACAGAUUGUAUUCGUUGUUUUCCUUUAAACCACUUUAUCAUCUUCCUUUUUUUAUUCUUCUUAAAUCUGUAACCUCUUUUUGGCGUUCUAUUCUAUCAAUAUAAUUUUGAUAUUUCAUAAUAAAUAAUAUGAGUAUCAGAAGUAUAAUAAACAAGGAUUGACUUAAUAAUUUCAAAUAAACUGAAAAUUAAGUACAAUGUUAACAAUCAAAUAAUAAUGUAUUUGUAUUAUCUCAAUGAGUAGAAAUUUAGAUUUCCGACGUUUCACGACUUCAUUUGAAUGGCUUCUUCAGAGUAAACUUAAAUUAUCUUGCAAAAUGUCAGUAAUUCUAAUUUCUAUUCGUUAGAACAUCACAAAUCAAUCCUUGUUCGAUUUGGUAAAUUGUUGAGCCAUGAUUCCGAUUCGGAAACCGCAGCGUCACUAAAACCUCAGUCAGUUCAUACUUAUGCUUAAUUUAACUGUUUCAGGUAGGGUUUUUAUAUGAUUUUUAAACAAGUGAUUACUUGCAAUGCACUAUUUCAGACUGAAAUUUUUUAAUCAAGUAGAAAAAGCUGAAGAGGUAAUUCAACAAAUAUAUCGUUUGACUGUGUUACUUAAGGUUUCUUAUGGAAAUAUAAAGCUAUUAAUUACUAGAUCACAACAAAUACACACCUCUCCCAUCGGUUCUGUUUCACCAUAGUGUCAUGGACUUACCUGUCACUUUACAUUAACCUGUAGUAUAUUGAUUUGAAUAAUUAAUUUUCAAUUAGUUAAUACCGAGUUCGAAAGCCCACAUCAUAGAUUAUUACCCUCUAAGCAAUGAGCAAACCUCGUAGUCAGGUACACGAACCCUUACGUGCUCACUGACUUACGUUAAUUUUAAAACGUAAGCUCAAGUAACCUCAUAUGUGAAUAAUAUGCAAUUCUGCUUGUUUAGUUAUAAGUAACUAUGUUGUGCAGUUUGACAUAUUUCCUUCCUUAACAAACCGGUAUUUUGUAAAUUUACAUUUCUUAGAGUUAUCAUUUUAUUUCUGUUUCUGACGAUUAUUGAUCAUAAACACUGUCACUGAAUCAAUAAACAGAGAGCGUUACAGUAUAAAAUUUUGCUAUUAUUGGUUUAUUAUGUAAAAUCUUUUAAUUGAUCUGUGUGUUUGUUUAUAAGUUGCGUGUGCAUCUGCUACUCUAAGUUACUUUUUAUGUCAGUAUGCUUAAAUGACUUAGGCGCCAGAUUCAUAGGGUUUUUUUUCUUAAUUUAGUAAAUGCAAUCCGUUGACUGACUGACUGACUGACUGAAAUGCAAUCCGUACAUGUAGAUUGAAUUAUUUUAAGCUGUAAAACGUCUAAUUACAUAGAAACUUAGUUAUUUCUGUUUGUAGAUGUAAAUUAGAUGGACUAUUUGGUCUUAGAUUUAUGCAGUUAGAAUUUUCUCCUUACCAAAGAUAUUUUUCUGCUGGAUUAAUCUCAUAGGAAAUCCUAAUGCUUAAUAAAAUCGUCGACACUCCUUUUGGGAACCAAGGUGGAUUCUCUCACAGCGGAGAGAUCUUAGUCUACUGGAAUUAAUUUUAAUCAUACUUUCUUUUCAACCGAACAGAUUUAGUACUUAGUAAAAUGUUCCCCUUUUUGUUAAAAAAAACAUUUACAUAUACUUCAUUAGAAUGCUGCAACUCAAUUAAUUCUGUUUCUAAUUCGUAUUACCUUACAAGUAAUAAUUAGUGUAUCAUAAUGACUUAAACAAUACAACAAAUACGGUUAACAGAGCAAUUGCUUACGCACAAUUAAAAUCACUUUGAAUACACUGGGCUCACCAAAAAUCUUUCCAAUGGUAAGUGUGCGUGAUUGGCCAAGAUUAAUUUUGAUUUUCUAAGGAAUGAUAUAUAUAUAUAACCAUAGGAAUCGCUCCUCAUCUAGUAUCAGUGACAAGAUUAUUUUGUGUGCUAUAAAAUGUAUUUUGUCUCUAAAGUUAGCAUCAAUCGUAAGUUCCGCAACUAACAAGAUGUUAUUUUAUAUUACAAGCUUUAAGUAAUUUCAAAAGUAUUCACUGAAGCAUCAAGAACUUGUUUAUGAUACAUAAUUCCUUGCUACAGUACAUACAUAACCAUAAGGACUGAUAUCUUAGAAAAUAUGUAUAAAUCCUAUAUCUAUCCUACUAUUUUCAUGCUCAUGGAUGGAUGAAUUGAAAUGUAGACACUUAUAAACCUUCUCGAAGAAUCUACUUUCAGCUGAAUUUCGCUAAUGAAUAAUACUUAUGUUUACAAUAAAAAAAUGAAACAAUGGCUAAAGUAUACCAUCUUCAACACUGAUAUCCUUGCAUAAAUAAGUUCGAAAAGUCACCCUUCUAACAUGAUCUAAGAGAAUUUCACCAUUAAAAAAGAAAGAAAACAGUACAUUGCCCUACGAAAUGUCGAUUAGUGUUGAAACCUCUGCAGCUUGUGAAAUUCACCACUGCGAUAUGAUUAAAAACGCAUAGUUCUAUUGCCUAAUCUGUUUUUAAACGUUCUUAUAAGUGAGUCCUCUUAGAUUGCAGUUUUGUACUUAACAAAUACAGUUUCCAGUUAUUUUGGUCAACAAUGGAAUUUUGCGAAAACAUUUCCUGUUUGAUUUUAUUGUAGAUGUGGUUUAUUAUUGGAGGAUUAGCUGUUAUAAUUCUUGUGGUUAUUAUUGUUUGGUCCGUAUCUAACAAGCAUAGUUGAAGUAAUAAAUCCCAAAUCUGUUCACGAACUGAAUCUGGAACAUACGAGCUUUGAUUAUGAUUGCUUUAUUUAUUAAAAAAAAUAACUUAUGAUCUCAGAAAGUAUUUUGUAGUAGUUGAAAUGGGAGAUAAAUGCAAAUUGUCGAUCUUCAAA